AUGGGCAACGUGAUGAAUAAGCUGAGCAGCGUGUCGCAAUCGGUGCGUGGCCGCAAGCGUAAACGUGAAGACGAAAACACUGACGAAAGUGGUGAUGGAAGUGAUCUGCUAGAUAAAUCACUGCAAACACCGAAAAGGAAGAAGUUAGUCUCUACCGCGAAGUACAUCUAUCAGGCACUGUUUAAGGAGGAACGAAACUCGGACGUUACGGUGCACGCGCUCGGUAAACAGUGGCACCUGCACAAGGUCUAUCUCAGCCAGAGUCCGUACUUUGCGAGCAUGUUUAAUGGAUCGUGGCGCGAAGCGGACGAGGACUACGUGCAUAUAGAAAUCAUUGAUCCGAAGAUUACGGUCGUGUCGCUUUAUUCGGUGUUCGGGUCAUUGUAUAUGGAUGAGGUGGUGCUGGAUCCAAAGGAGAUUGUUUCAACCCUUGCAACGGCCACACUCUUCCAGCUGGACAGUCUCAUCGACCGCUGUGCGGAGGUAAUGGUGGAAACAACGAAUGCUGAGACGGCCGUCCUUUACUACGAAGCAGCGUGCGAGUACGGUGUGAAGAUGGUGAAGCAGUCCACCUUUGGAUGGUUGCUGGUGAAUCUGCUUAGCUUCUAUCAUCGCGCACCGAAGUGGUUGCGAUUGAUCAGCUUCGAACUGAUGGAACAGCUCGUAUCCAGUGCUGAUCUGUACGUGGUGCAAACGGAAUUCACCGUCUACACGUUACUCCGUUACUGGAUGGCUUUAAAACUGUUCCCCAACGAGUCACCCUCGGAUGGUGUGGAACAUCCAAAGGAACGAUAUUUCUCCGAGCGUACCAGCACCGUACCAUUUCUUAGUACACCCGAAGGUGUACCCUACGAGCGUGUCUUCCGUGCACUAAGGCUCCAGAACCUUCUGAACCAUCACGUUGAUAUUCGGGUCUUGCGGCAGGACAACAUCAUUCCGGAGGAAUGGCUACAUAAACCGCUGGUGCAACAGUGGAACAGUGUAUUGACAAUCGAUCAAUCGCUUGACAAAGUGAUCGAAUGUGAUGAUCGUGUCUUCCUCGCGUCGUGCAUCCGUUGCGGUCGCAUACUGAACGAAAACGUGCUGCACAAGUGGCGCUGGACCGGGUUCCACUUUGGGCUCGAUUUGCUACUGUCGUCCGAUACGCGAUCGUUACGCAUUCGCCGACACCACCGAACGGAACACGAACGUUUGCUCAGCUUACGGGUGACGCGCCAGUUUUUGGUGCGCGUUUCGCUUGCUUCGCUGAACGAGCUGCGCCAAAUCAAACACCAGCAAACGUCACCGAUCCUUUCGAUAUCGUUGGAGAAAAACGAAGAAACGCAGCUGGUUGUGUUCGAUCGGGAGCUAUCGUUUCCGUUGCUGGUCUCGGUGAACAUGAUGCUGGUCGCACCGCCGGAGGAAGUGUUAGCGGCGAGAAAAAAUGUCACGGUAGCGAAGGAACAGGACGAUCCGGCAUCUAAUGCACCGGAUAAUGCCAGAUCGCCUCAUCCUGCCCUUCAUGCUAGCAACAGUACUGGCACGGUAGAAUCACUGGACGGUGGUAGCUCAUCGUCGAAUCGAAUGCUCGCAAACGAGUCCUGA
Anopheles marshallii is the source of this 1584-nucleotide messenger RNA. RefSeq names its product protein germ cell-less. The record is from RefSeq and is a predicted model, not a curated record. Bases 1 to 1584 code for a protein of 527 amino acids. Gene Ontology annotation, molecular function: protein binding. Gene Ontology annotation, biological process: germ cell development. The transcript is spliced from 3 exons. NCBI's taxonomy places the organism in Eukaryota, Metazoa, Arthropoda, Insecta, Diptera, Culicidae.